Eruca vesicaria subsp. sativa (arugula) is the source of this 1543-nucleotide messenger RNA. The record is from the annotation of a GenBank genome assembly. Lineage: Eukaryota; Viridiplantae; Streptophyta; Magnoliopsida; Brassicales; Brassicaceae.
CCCCUAAUAAAAACCACUCUUCUCUCUCUGCAGAAGAAGGUCAGAUACAGAAACUGACUGCAAAGAACAAAGCUCCUUUCUAUAUUUGCAAGGUGCAGCUAAGUCAUUCCUUAGUAAAAAAGCUUUGUUCUUUUCUUAAUUUGCUCUUCACAGCCCCCAACAAGACUUUGCUGCUAUUAAAAUCAGAUCCUGGAAAGCAUCUUCAGAAAACAGCCAACACUCUCUCUUUCCCAUGGAUUUGCAACUGAAACAAUGGAGAAGCCAACAGGUCCAGAUAGAGUCAGAAGAACAACCUUCUGCAGCAAAGAUACCAAAACAUAUCUUUGAUCCUAUUCAAUCCCAUACUGCAACUUCUACUGCUCUUCCACUCUUUGCCCCUGAACCUACCUCUUCCAAACUCUCUUCUUUAUGUCCUGAUUCCUCUUCCAGACUCCCCAAGAUGGGGAGCUUCUUUAGCUGGGCACAGUGGCAAGAACUUGAACUACAGGCACUGAUCUAUAGGUACAUGCUGGCUGGAGCUGCUGUUCCACAAGAACUUCUUUUACCAAUCAAGAAAAGUCUUCUCCAUCUGUCUCCUUCCUACUUUCUUCACCACCCUCUUCAACACCUCCCUCAUUACCAGCCUUCUUGGUAUUUGGGGAGGGGGGCGAUGGAUCCUGAGCCAGGGAGAUGCAGGAGAACGGAUGGUAAGAAGUGGAGAUGUUCAAGGGACGUCUUCCCUGCCCACAAGUACUGCGAGCGCCACAUGCACCGUGGCCGCAACCGUUCAAGAAAGCCUGUGGAAACUCCCACCGUCAAUGCCACCACCACCACUUCCAUGGCUGCCGCAGCCACAGCUGCACCUGCUGCAACGCCAUCUGCCUUUGCUUUUGGCGGUGGUGAGGAAGUGGGUCAAGGAGGAUCAUCUAGCUUCUUCUUCUCUAGUCAAAGUUGUUCAGAAAUGAAGCAAGAAAGCAACAAUAACAAGAGGCCAUACGAGUCCCAUAAUGGAUUUGGGAACAAUGGAUCAGAUGGAGGCCACAUCUUGAGACACUUCUUUGAUGAUUGGCCUCGUUCUGAAGCUGACAAUAGUUCAAGAACCAUGAGCUCCGCCACUUGUCUCUCCAUCUCCAUGCCCGGAAACUCUUCCUCAGACGUCUCUCUGAAGCUGUCUACAGGCAAUGAAGAGGAAGCUAGAAACAACAACAGUGGGAGGGACCAGCAAAACAUGAGCUGGUGGAGCGGUGGAGGCACCAACCACAACCACCAUCACAUGAUGGGACCAUUGGCUGAAGCCCUGAGAUCUUCCUCAUCUUCUUCCCCAACCAGUGUUCUCCAUCAGCUUGGUUUUUCAACGCAAGCCUUUCAUUGAUCAGUGACAAACCAACACAACUGUUUUGCUUUGUGCUUUAUUCAAAUUUCCUCAGUAUAAAGAGGGGAUGUUUUGUCGUCAUCUUCCCUUUAGCUUUCCCAUGUAUCUGUAACAGUUCUCUGCAGAUUUACUUCUCAAACAUAUAUGUUUUCGGAACAACACAAGUGGUCAUAUCACUUUAGUCCAUACUUG